AUGUCAGCCCCAGAUGAAGAGGAUCUCAUCCACACCUUCAAUGGAAUUGCCUUUACCACAAGAUCGUCCCCAGAGCUUUUAAGAUCUCUGGCUACUUUUGAGGCUAGAAACGACGACGUCCUCUUGGUGUCCUAUCCAAAGUCUGGCACCCACUGGCUUGCUGAAAUCAUCCUGCAUCUUUAUGCUUCCAAAGUGGCUAUAACUUCUCCGAUUGAAUUUGGAGAUCUUUCCAAACUGGAGCAACUGGACCACCUUUCCUGCAAGAGGAUCAUCCCAACUCACUUGGAUUGCAACAUGUUGCCACCCACUUUCAAGCUCAAACAAUGCAAGGCUAUCUACAUUCUCAGAAAUCCGAAAGACAUUGCCGUUUCCAUGUAUCAUUAUUACAGAGAGAAUCCAAACCUCCCCACCAUAGACAGCUGGCUUGAAUUCCUGGAGAUGUUCCUAAAAGGAGAUGUUGUCUGCGGAUCCUGGUUUGAUCAUGUUUUAAGCUGGGAGGAAAACACCACCGACAAAAACACCCUGUUCUUGUUCUACGAAGACAUGAAAAAGGAUCUUCCGAAAGUGGUGAAGAAAGUAAGCACCUUUCUAGGGGUCAACGCCAGCGAGAGCGGAAUUAAUGAAAUCUGCGCCAAAUCCUCAUUCAGCGAGAUGAAAACCAACACGGAGAAGGAAAACUACAACCCUAACCAGACGGUCUGCGCGCUCACGUCCAACCGGAGGUUGAUAUUCCGCAAAGGUGCUGUCGGUGACUGGAAAAACCACUUCACUCCCAAACAGAACCGGAUGUUUGAAGAGACGUUUGCAAAGAAAAUGAAAUCCAGCAAAGUGGCAGAACAUAUCGUUUAUGAAUUCUGA
Molecule: messenger RNA, 858 nt
Organism: Euleptes europaea (tarantolino)
Lineage: Eukaryota; Metazoa; Chordata; Lepidosauria; Squamata; Sphaerodactylidae
Product: sulfotransferase 6B1-like
Exons: 6
Coding region: 1-858 (285 amino acids)
Biological process (GO): sulfation
Cellular component (GO): cytoplasm
Molecular function (GO): sulfotransferase activity
Source: RefSeq, a predicted model, not a curated record